Messenger RNA from Plasmodium vivax (malaria parasite P. vivax), 2805 nucleotides. RefSeq lists its product as hypothetical. Lineage: Eukaryota; Apicomplexa; Aconoidasida; Haemosporida; Plasmodiidae. Bases 1 to 2571 code for a protein of 856 amino acids. Gene Ontology annotation, molecular function: protein binding; ribosome binding; 7S RNA binding. Gene Ontology annotation, cellular component: signal recognition particle, endoplasmic reticulum targeting. Gene Ontology annotation, biological process: SRP-dependent cotranslational protein targeting to membrane. The transcript has a single exon. The record is from RefSeq and is a predicted model, not a curated record.
AUGAGCGAUGCCCAAUCGAACGGCGAGGAAGUUUGCACCCUGGAUGAAAUAAAGUCCCAUUUUGAAUCGAAGAAAUAUGAAGAGGUGCUUAACUUAACGAAGAAGAUUUACUCUAGUGAGGAGUGCGAUGAGUACGCGCUGAGGGCGAGGUACUAUUGCCUGAUUGAGAGGGGGGAGUUCGCCAAGUUGGUGCACGAAAUUAUGCACAUGUUGGUGAGAGGCGCUGCGGGGGGUGGCAGCGGUGAGGCCGCCGGAAGUAACAACGGAAAAAGCUCAUUUAAGGAGCUCUUCCAAGGAAGCUAUGAAAGCAUUAAGCGGAAAAACGUUCUGUUUGAGCUCUUCUACUGCAUGUACAAACUGAAGAAGCUAAAAAAACUGAACGGCUGUUUGAAAUACAUGUCCGAGAAGGAAGAAAACGCCCCCCAUUUUUUGGAUGUGCUCCUGGCAGAGGUAAAUUUCAGACUGCACCAUUUCGAAGCAUCCAUUGGUUGGUACGAAAAUUUGAUAGAGUCCCAGAAUGCCAAGCAGGCAGUGGCGGCCUCCAUUAACGUCAACAGCGGAUACUUCUCCCUGUACUUUAGACUCCUAUAUGAGUAUAAUUUUUUGCGGAGCGUUAACUCGAGGGUUAGUUCGGAUAAGGCGAAACAGAAAGACAUUGAUGAGGUGAAAAAUCAAAUCGUCACGAACACAGAUGGUUUUAAAUUUGAAGAGGAAAGGGAUAGCUUCGAGCAGAUAUUUAAUUAUGCCACGUUUUUUAUUGUUGAGAAAAAUUACACCGAGGCGGUGAAGUUCCUGGAUUUGGCAGAUGCCAUUUGUAGGAGCUCCUUUACCGGGGGAAGCGCCUCCGAUUCGGGCGCGGCUGAUGGGGCGGAGGAGGUGGACCACCAAGGGGCGGACCACGUGGAUGAAGAGGAUGAUGAAGGGGGUGAGGAUGCGGAAGAGGAUGAGAAUAACCGAGGAGACCACUCACAUCGAGCGAAAAAACGCUCGAGUGAUCACAGCGCGAGGGCUUCCCUCUCUAGGGAGGACGUGCUGACGAACAAACGGACGCUCGUCCAGUUGCAGAGAGCCUACGUGUACUCCAAGUCGAACCGCCUCAAGGACGCCAUAGCGAUAUAUGAAAAUGUCCUGCACAGCUACGCGGAAAGCGGCGAAAGUGCCGGCGGCCUCAUCCCCCUGGUGGCGUACAACAACUACCUUGCACUGAGGCAUAACUGUGAAGGUCAAAGUGCUCGCCAUGUGAAGCCCAGGGGGAAGAGCGCGCCGGGGGCGACACCAUCUGGGAUGCCCCAAUCUGUGAUGCCCCCAUCUGGGCCGCUCCCAUCUGGACAGCCCCCCACGUUCUCCCUCAGCCAAGACAAGCUGAACAAAAUCAAAAGCGACCUACGGAUGAGCAAACGGGGGUCCCACAACGACGCGAGUCAAUUUAUGCAAUCAGUAGCUCUCUUCAACGAGUGUGUGUGCAGCCUGAGGAACGACCAGAAGGACGAAUUCAAAUCUAAGUUGAGCACUUUUUCAACGCGCUUUGGAAAUUCGAUUCUGCUAGAUAAGUUAAUAGCUCUCUUUUUAAAAAGCGAAAACGCACACAUCAAAUGUAAGCACCACCUGUUGAAGAACAUCCAUUUGAUGUACUCUCAUCAAAACAAAAUAAAAUUUCUCAACGCGUAUCUGUUUCUUUGUUAUGAAAAAAAAAGUUUUGCAGAAAUUGUAAAAAUGUAUUGGAAAUAUGAAUACGUGUUUAAGAUGGACGUCCAUCACUAUCGCACUUUUUUUUCCAAUCUGUUUUAUGUGUAUAUAUGUGCCCGCUAUGGAGGGGAGUCGCGCCCCCUGAUGGGGAAGAACAGUACCCCCGGCACGAGCCCAUGUACCAAGGGUACAGAUGCAGAUGGCGACAGCGCAGUCGUGCCGCGAAACCUCCCCCUCGUGAUCGACCUCUUCAACAAGUACAAACAAGCCAUCAAAACGGAUUUAAAAGUUGUGAAUUAUGAGACGGUCUUUCUAGUAAGCAAAUAUUUGCUGCACCAUGGGAAGGCAGAGCUGCUCACGGACCUCUUCGACCAUUUGUCUAAGCAAGUCAAAAAUGACUUUCACUUUUUUUCCUGCUUCACUUAUAUAUAUACGUACAUUGACAUGGAGCUUACGUACAAAUAUGAGGACAAAUUGAAGAAGGCUGUUCUUACGGAGACGUACCUUAUCGAUGUAGAGGACCUUGAGAGUAAAAAUUUCGCUCUGGACUUCACCUCCAUCGGUACUACUACUGCUACUACCCCUGGUGGUGCAAACAUCCAUGGCGGUUCGCCCUCCACGGGGCCUAUCGAUAGGAACAAAAAGAAACGAAAGAGAUCAAAGAAGGCGAAGAAUAAAAAGGAUGGGGCGGGUACCCACGCUGGUUACGACCCAGAGAAGUGGCUGCCGAAGCAUGAAAAGACCGGGUUCAAGAAGUCCAAGAAGAAGAAGCAGAAAACGUCGGAGGCCCCCCCCAAGCCGAAGGUCGUCGUCGUGGAGGAGCCCAAGAGCGCCCCCGCCGGCUCCUCCAAGCUGCAGGGGUUGAAGAAGCGCCGCAAGAAGUGACUUCGGAAUGGGGUCACGCGGCUGCCAAGCGGUUGCCAAGCGGCGGUCACGUAGCGUCAACCGUGUUGUAUGGCCGCCUCAGCGCCGCUUAUCUAUCCGCUGCUCCACUACCUUCUCCUUUUUCCCCCCCCACUCUGGCUUCCCCCUUACGUAAAGAACAUAAUUAAAGAAUCGCUAUCACCUCGCGCAUGCGAUGAAUGAUGUAUUUUUGAAAAAAUGAAUAACGUGCGUUUU